Molecule: messenger RNA, 3282 nt
Organism: Octodon degus (degu)
Lineage: Eukaryota; Metazoa; Chordata; Mammalia; Rodentia; Octodontidae
Gene: Rap1gds1
Product: Rap1 GTPase-GDP dissociation stimulator 1
Exons: 13
Coding region: 236-1672 (478 amino acids)
Biological process (GO): positive regulation of GTPase activity
Cellular component (GO): cytosol
Molecular function (GO): protein binding; guanyl-nucleotide exchange factor activity
Source: RefSeq, a predicted model, not a curated record
UAAUCUCAGUGAUACCUUAAAGAAAUUGAAGAUAACAGCUGUUGACAGGACUGAGGAUAGUUUGGAAGGAUGCUUGGAUUGUCUGCUUCAAGCCCUGGCUCAAAAUAGUACAGAAACAAGUGAAAAAAUACAAGCAAGUGGAAUACUUAAGCUGUUUGCAAGUCUUUUGACUCCACAGUCUUCCUGCACAGCCAAAGUAGCUAACAUCAUAGCAGAAGUAGCCAAAAAUGAAUUUAUGCGAAUCCCAUGUGUGGAUGCUGGAUUGAUUUCACCACUGGUACAGCUGCUAAAUAGCAAAGACCAGGAAGUGCUGCUUCAAACAGGCAGGGCUCUGGGAAACAUAUGUUACGAUAGCCAUUCCCUUCAAUCACAGCUUAUCAACAUGGGUGUCAUCCCUACCUUAGUGACAUUACUAGGCAUCCACUGCCACAAUGCAGCUCUCACAGAAAUGUGUCUGGUUGCAUUUGGUAAUUUGGCAGAACUUGAGUCUAGUAAAGAACAGUUUGCCAGCACGAACAUUGCUGAAGAGCUGGUCAAACUCUUCAAGAAACAGGUAGAGCAUGACAAGAGAGAAAUGAUUUUUGAAGUUCUUGCCCCAUUGGCAGAAAAUGAUGCUAUUAAACUACAGCUGGUUGAAGCAGGCCUGGUAGAGUGUCUACUAGAGAUUGUUCAGCAGAAGGUAGAUAGUGAGAAAGAGGAUGACAUUGCCGAACUCAAAACUGCUUCAGAUCUAAUGGUUUUAUUACUUCUUGGAGAUGAAUCCAUGCAGAAACUAUUUGAAGGGGGGAAAGGCAGUGUGUUCCAGAGAGUCCUUUCUUGGAUUCCAUCAAAUAACCAUCAGCUACAGCUUGCUGGAGCAUUGGCAAUUGCAAAUUUUGCCAGAAAUGAUGGAAAUUGCAUUCAUAUGGUAGACGGUGGAAUUGUAGAAAAAUUAAUGGACUUACUGGAUAGACAUGUGGAAGACGGAAAUGUAACUGUACAGCAUGCAGCCCUGAGUGCCCUCAGGAAUCUAGCCAUUCCAGUUGUAAAUAAAGCAAAAAUGUUAUCUGCUGGGGUCACAGAGACGGUUUUGAAGUUUCUUAAAUCUGAAAUGCCUCCUGUUCAGUUCAAACUUUUGGGAACACUAAGAAUGUUAAUAGAUGCACAAGCAGAAGCUGCUGAACAACUGGGGAAGAAUGUUAAAUUAGUGGAGCGGUUAGUGGAGUGGUGUGAAGCCAAAGAUCAUGCUGGUGUGAUGGGAGAGUCGAACAGACUGCUGUCUGCUCUCAUCCGACACAGUAAAUCAAAAGAUGUAAUUAAAGCCAUUGUACGGAGUGGUGGCAUCAAGCAUCUAGUUACCAUGGCAACUAGUGAACAUGUAAUAAUGCAGAAUGAAGCCCUUGUUGCUUUGGCACUUAUAGCAGCUUUAGAAUUGGGCACAGCUGAGAAAGAUCUAGAAAGUGCUAAGCUUGUACAGAUUUUACACAGACUACUAGCAGAUGAGAGAAGUGCUCCUGAAAUCAAAUACAAUUCCAUGGUCCUGACAUGUGCUCUCAUGGGAUCUGAAUCUCUACAUAAAGAAGUGCAGGAUUUGGCCUUUCUGGAUGUUGUAUCCAAACUUCGCAGUCAUGAAAACAAAAGCGUUGCCCAACAGGCAUCUCUCACAGAGCAGAGACUGGCAGUGGAGAGCUGAGAACUGCCCUCCCCAACAUGUGGCGCUUCCCAGCUCUGAUCCUCCUCCCUCUGUCCUCCAUCCACCUGCCUCUCCCCUCCAUUCUCUACCACAUCACUUGUGCAUGCGUGUAAUGUUCCAUUAUCAAUUGAAGACUGCUAUAGGUACCUGCCUAAUAAGAUUUCUAAACUCAUAGUGUGAACACGACUGUCCAGCAGGUCUCUACCCAUAAUUGUUCUCUUGUAUUACUGUUGCUUGAGCUACAUUAAGUAGAAUGUGCAUGUUGUAGUCCUUUGAUGAUGUAACUUGAUACUACAUAAUGACUUGCUCCUCACAUGUGAUAAACUACAUAAUAAUGUACCGGUAAAUUAGAAACAGGAUGUAGCAAGAUCUGUCUAGCUUAAAGAUGAAUUUGAAUAGUAAAAAUAGCUCCAUUUUUGGUGCUUGGGAAGCACAGUGACCAACCCCCCCAAAAAAGAAAAAACUAUGGCUGCUCACUCAUUAGUCUUGCCUACUAGUGUCCAGCCCAUGGUACCUAGCAUUAAAUGAAAUUCCAGUGCUCCCACUGUAUGCUGUGGUUCUUCCUUUUUCCUAAGUGUGUAAAUUAUUGCAACUGCCACAAACUUGGCAAGACCUCAAGAGGUGUGAUUCCAUAUUUGAUUGACAGCCAAAUGUUGAAAACAUUUAUAGUUUUCAGUGUGAUUAGAACCAAGGGUGAUAAAGAAUCCCUAUAACACUGUAUCAUUUUGCCUAUAUUUUAGAUUCUGAUAUAUGUAUAAUUUCACCUCAGAACUUCAUCUGUUGUCAAGCACUUGUCUUUAAAAAGUCAUUUGGUAUUUGUUUUCAACUGAGUAUAGUCCAUUGGGAAAUUAUUUUUUUUUUUAAUCAUUCAUAUUGAAAGCAGGAAAUUUCAUCUUUCAUAGUCUGUUUAGGAGGGAAGAGAAGAAUAAGUUUGCCAGUACUAUAGAAAGAGAGGCAGGUUAAAAGCCAUAGUAACUAGUCCAGUUGCAUUCUGCUGACAGCCUCGUACCAAUCACCGUUGGAGUUUUUCACCUACACUUUUCCCCCAAAACAUGUGACUCUUACAGGCUAGAAGAAAGCCAAGACAUGGUAAAGAGCCCCUUAGCAAGCAGUAUACUCUUCACUGCCACUGCCACCACCAAAUGGGUUUUUAGAGCCUUGACACAGUCUUUGUAAAUUAAAUCAGACAUCCCUGGAAUUCCCUUGUGUUCAACUGAUACCUAGUUUGACAACUACUGGCCUCAUAGGGAGGGUGGGGCAUUUUCCCACAGGACUGGAGAGGGCAACAUGGGUGGCAGAGGGGGCACAGAGCCCCUCCCCUCCAGCAAACCCACCCCCACCCCCACCCUAUCACUAGGCAAUCUGAGCUAGAGUUCUGACUCUAGAACAGCUAUAAUUGAAGACUCAGUCUUUUGACUCUUUCUUUGAUGUCCAAAUAAAGGGACUAUUAUGAGUGCUUAUGGUAUAUGUACUGUGAAAAUGACUUUGUUUAUUGUCUUUCUGCUGGGCUGCAUAAUGGGCUAUAUUUUGUUAGGUUUUGAAAGAUAUCUGUAAUGUUGCAUAACAGACUGUCCAUAUUAAUAACUUAAUAAAUAAUAUAUCAUACUACA